AGGCGUCUUUUGUGUGCAUGGCCUGUUCGUGAAUACAACAGCGCUCUUCAGCGCUCAAUCGCUCCCCUGAUCUCGCUUGCAUCAUCACCAUGAGCAAUGCCCUCCCAAUGGCGCUGCGUCCCGCGACGCGCAUCACCCACCAGUGGAGUACGGUGACGCUUGCAUUUGCGCGACGCUACUGUUCUCAACACGCAUGCUUGGCUUCAAGCUCUCCAUCUCCGAUACUUUCCAUACUCCAACCGCAUGGCUGCCCUUCGUUGCCCCGGCCCUUCUCCACGUCAACUCAAUACGCCGCGAAAGUCCACAAGCCCCCGGCCGAGCCAUCCCCCCCUCCGCAAUCCCUCCCACAGAGGAAACGCACAGUACGGAUAGGGCCUCUGCCCAAAGGUCCAGUAGACGAUGCAACCGUAAGAGCAAUAUUUGGGCCUAGAGUCGCCCCCGCCGAUGGCAACAAUGUCCUACGCAUCUUACACCACCGUCGGACAUCCGGCUCCCUCGCCGACUAUGGGGUCGACAACUUAGGGAAGCAAUACUCCCAUGUCAACCGCGAGCUCGCGACAAAGGGCUUGGACUGGCUGCGCGAAAAGUUCCCCAUAGACGAAGCACGCGCCGCGGAGGAAUGGGCCGAGAAGGAAGCGAACCGGAUAGCAUACGAGCUCUGGCUAGCGGACCCCGAGAACGAGUCGAAAUACAAGGACCCCGCAAGGGCAUUCCGAGAGCAGCAGAAGAAGGAGAAAGAGGAAAGGGAAUUGGCGCAGCAGCAGCAGGAGGGAGAGAGGAUUGGUAUGCUGCACGUUGGACCUUCGCAGUUUGAGCGCAACAUCGAGGAGAAACGGAGGAAGAGGUUAGAAGAGAUAACGAAGAAGGCCGAGGAGAAAGAGAAGAGAGAAAAGGAGGAUGAGGCAAAGCUGGCGACAGGGGAAUGGGUGCGCACCCCGACCGGGACACAGCUAAUGAAGCCGGGGCAAACUACAUAUAUCGAUAUUUUCGGACGGGAGCAGGUCACUCGGAGGAAAGAGGAGAUGGAGUACUAUCAGAAGAAAGCGGAAACGCCUUUCAAAGACGAGGCGGAGAUGCUCUCUGAGACUACACUGACCCAACGCCUCUAUCCCAUGUCCGCCUUCGUCCUGGUCGUUUGCCUCCUCUCGUUUGCCUUCGCUCACUACUACGUGCCCCCAUCCCCUGAAUAUCGCCUCUGGCCUGACCUCUCCCCAACCACGGCAACCAUCGUCGCCCUCGUCGCCGCUAAUGCCUUCAUCUGCAUUGCCUGGCGAUGGACACCCCUCUGGCCUUUCAUGACGCGUUACUUUAUGCACGUGCCCGGCUACCCUCGCGCCAUACAAGCUGUUACGAACGUAUUCUCGCACGUACAAUACGAGCAUCUGCUCGGCAACAUGAUGAUGUUAGCGCUCGUCGGCCCCGUAUGCCACGACCUCGUAGACCGCGGCAUAUUCUGCGGCACAUACGUCUCUGCAGGUGCUAUCGGAACGCUAUUCUCACUGUAUUGGGCGAACUUAGGUCGCGGAAGCAUCACCUCGCACUCCGUCGGCGCGUCUGCAGCCAUCUGGGGGAUAUCCGCACUGUACUGCCUCCUCACCGAACAAGACCACAUCAAGAUUCCGUUGUUGAAGGAUAAGGAAGUUGGUUUCUACCCCAAAUUCCUCUUCGCCGCCUUUGUGGUAGCGGAGAUAAUGUCUGCGAUGAGGAAGGGAGCGAGGGGAAACAUGGAUCAUGCGAGUCAUUUUGGAGGUAUGCUUGUCGGGAUGAGCGUUGCGGGUUAUUUGAGGGCGACGGGAUGGCAUCAGAGGAGGGCUACGGCUGGGGCGGAAGGUGUGCAGGAGAGGGCCAAGGUGGAUGAGAAGACUCUGGAUGUUGGUGCUAUUGUGAAAGAGGAGAUGAAAGAGGUUAAAGAGGGGGUCAAGAAGGUUGUUAGGUAAGUGAAUGGGCAACAGCUGUAAUAUAUAACGGUGUAAAUUUAACUGAUGCUGAACAUGGUUCCUGUAUAGGUGUAGGACAAUAUACCUCGCGUCGUUUACCGCCAAUGUCAAUCCGAGUCUGUGGUGAACAAUCCAAUACCUCCACCAACACGAAUACUAGCACCCACACCUCGCACAACCCACGCCACAAGCAUGCCCACCCAUCCCGCAAUCCACAACCGUUGCACCUAUACCAGUCUCCGCGACCUCUGCUUCUUCGCCGUCUAGCACUACUCCAC
Trematosphaeria pertusa is the source of this 2215-nucleotide messenger RNA. RefSeq lists its product as uncharacterized. The record is from RefSeq and is a predicted model, not a curated record. Bases 90 to 1937 code for a protein of 615 amino acids. NCBI's taxonomy places the organism in Eukaryota, Fungi, Ascomycota, Dothideomycetes, Pleosporales, Trematosphaeriaceae. Gene Ontology annotation, molecular function: serine-type endopeptidase activity. Gene Ontology annotation, cellular component: membrane. The transcript has 2 exons.